This is a messenger RNA of Hibiscus syriacus, 765 nucleotides long. RefSeq lists its product as uncharacterized. The record is from RefSeq and is a predicted model, not a curated record. Bases 1 to 765 code for a protein of 254 amino acids. The transcript has a single exon. NCBI's taxonomy places the organism in Eukaryota, Viridiplantae, Streptophyta, Magnoliopsida, Malvales, Malvaceae.
AUGGAGAGACUGACGCAUAUGAUCCAAGGGGCAGUUGGUAGAGGUCUUUGGAAACCUUUUAGAACGUCUGGCUUAGGUCCAGGGAUAUCUCAUCUUUUAUUCGUUGAUGAUAUGCUAUUUUUUGCAGAGGCUACUCGGGAACAGUGGGAGGUAAUCCAUGAUAUCUUGCUCAAAUUUGCUCGUGCUCCGGGACAAAAGGUGAAUGUGGAAAAGACUACGAUUUUCUUCUCAAAGAAUAUUUCGAUAUCUAUUUGGAAUCAAAUUAGCACGGAUAUUGGAUUUUGUGAAGUGUUGGAGCUGGGAAAGUAUCUUGUUGUGCCUUUAUUCCAUAGUCUAGUAACGACGACAUGGUAUCAGUAUUUGAUUAAGAUGGUUACGGAUAGGUUGUCGGGAUGGAAGAUGCGAACUCUAUCGUUUACUGGAAGGGUUACUUUAGCUAAGUCAGUUUUGUCUGCCCUUCUUAUUUACACGAUGCAAUCAGCGGUUCUCCCUCGAAGGAUUAAUUGUUGUAAACUUUUGAAAGGACUUGCUAUUAUUUGGGAGGAUGUACGCCAGUUCGUUUCUUGGUGUAUUGGUAAUGGUAAAGAAGUGGAUUUCUGGUUUGACGCUUGUCUCGAUGAUUGUGGUCCCUUAAUUAAUUACAUUACUUUGGCGGGAGUAGUUGGAAUGAACCGUAUAACGAUUGCGGAUAUGUCCGAUAGUGAUGGCGGGUGGCAUUGCUCUUGGUUUGAACAGUUUCUUUCGCUGCAUAUUUUGUUCGAAUAG